Molecule: messenger RNA, 819 nt
Organism: Ylistrum balloti
Lineage: Eukaryota; Metazoa; Mollusca; Bivalvia; Pectinida; Pectinidae
Product: craniofacial development protein 2-like
Exons: 1
Coding region: 1-819 (272 amino acids)
Source: RefSeq, a predicted model, not a curated record
AUGAGGGAUCUGAACGCCAAGGUUGGGAGUGAUAACACCGGAUAUGAGAGGACAAUGGGUGUGCAUUGGCAUGGAACACAGAAUGACAAUGAUGGAGAGAGACUAUGCGAGUUUUGUCAACUGAAUGGGAUGGUGAUAACAGGUAAAUUAUUCCCCUACAAAAACAUCCAUAAGGCAACAUGGGUGUCAGCAGAUGGACGAGUAAAGAACCAAAUCGACCAACUCUUGAUCAGCGGGCAGUGGAGAUCCUCCAUACUGGGUACGAGGGUUGUAGAUACCAACAGCAUCCACUACCUGGUGAGGACCAGCAUCAAAGUACGCCUUCAGUCACAAAGAAACAAGAAAAAGAUUAAGCUAAAUAUCAAUGUUGACCGACUGAAGGACGGGGAAACCAAGCGAAAAUUCUGUGAGUCAGUGAGGAGUAAGCUUGAGGAGAAUAGGACUGAGACUGAGGAUAUAGAGGAGAUAUGGGAACAACAAAGGAGUGCCUAUACCAACGCGGCAGAGGAAGUGCUUGGGUUCAGGAAAGGGAAGAGCAAGCCAUGGAUAAGCGACAACACCUGGAAACUGAUCGAUGAGAGGAAAGACAUUAAGAUCAGGACUGACAGAGAGGGUCAAGAACAGAAUGAAGGAGGAAUACAGGGAGAAAGACAGAGAGGUGAAGAGAAGCUUGAGGGAAGACAAGAGGAGAUGGAUGACGGAGAAAGCACAGAGAUCUUAGGCAGCAACAGAGAAAGGGCGACAGAAAAAACUCUACAGCAUAGUGAAACAGCUGACAGGACACAGCACCAGGCAAGCAGCUGCGGUGAAGAGAAAUGA